UUAUUCAACUACCACUGGGAAACUGAUUGCAAUAAUUUGAUUAUAAUAUUGCCGAAUGUGGAAACAUUAAUCGUCCUGCCGACGAGAUCUCGGAAAAUCGUGCUUUCCACCGACAUCACAACGGAAAUCGGAUGGUUGAGAUCCAGUAGACCAGAGCUUGUCGGUUGUUUUUCCAAUAAAACAACGGUUCCGGCAACUUCCUGCCAUUUUCGAAGCACAGUGUAAUGGAAUUUCCAGUUGGAGUACAAAUUACAACUGACUGCAAAUAGCAAUCAUGGAUAACUGCUGUUUUAACGAAUUCCAGAACGACGACCUUACGAUUUACAGAGGGAACUCAAUCACGGUGUACUUAUGUUCAAGUUGGAUAUUGAAGCUUUGAAUUGUUUCUCGGGGAUCUAGAAAAGUUGUACACACCAAGCCACCAUGGCAUCUAAUGGAAACCAAGCUUCACCAACAGAACCACCAAAGCAAUCACUUCUAAAAGAUCAAAUAUCUUCCCUCAAGAGAAGGCGAUUCCGACGCAUUAAGAGUGCCCCUAUGUCAAAUUCGUUCCCUUCAGAAUCUCAAACCUCCGCCUCCCUUCCACGACCUCGGUCUGUUUUCGAUUAUCUCCACCCAAGUUACAAGAAAGUAGCCAUCAUCUUGUCCAUUUACUUGGGUGCAGGUACGCUUUGCUUUUAUCUCGUUAGACACCAGAUCGAUGGAAAGAAAACCAACCCAGUUCUCGAUGCUCUUUAUUUCACCGUUGUCACGAUGACUUCCGUGGGGUAUGGAGACCUUUUUCCUGGUAGUACUCUUACAAUACUACUUGCCUGUCUUUUCGUCUUCUUGGGUAUGCUUCUUAUCGGGCUAGUGCUGAGUAAAGCUGCAGACUAUUUAGUCGAAAAACAAGAACUACUGUUGGCAAAAGCAUUACACAUGAAUCAAACGAUCGGUACUGCAGAAACGCUAAAACGAAUGAAAACCAACCAAGUGAGAAACAAGUGUAUAUUACUAGUGGUCUUGCUUGUCGUCCUUAUGGCUGCUGGAACGGUCGUUUUGCUUUCUGUCGAGGAUUUGGACUUCAUUCACGCUUUCUAUUGUGUGGUUGCAACGAUUACAAGUUUGGGUUACAUCGAUAAAUGCUUCUCGACAAGAGGUGGGCGUGUUUUCGCGCUAUUUUGGAUAUUGUCGGGUACCAUUUACUUAGCUCAGUUGCUUUUUACUUUUGCUGUGCUACAUACUCAAAGAAGACAAAGGUCGUUAGUGAAAUGGGCUCUUAAAAGAAAGACAACACCUGCAGACUUGGAGGCAGCUGAUCUUGAUGAUGAUGGUGUUGUAGUGGCUGCUGAAUUCAUCCUUUACAAGCUAAAAGAGAUGGGAAAGAUCAGCCAAGAAGACAUGACGCCGAUCAUGGAAGAGUUUGAAAGGCUCGACUUUGAUAAGACGGGUACAUUGUCGGCCUCUGAUGUUCUACUUUCACAAUCAUCAUGGUAUGCCGCAGACAUCCUGCUUACACAAACAUCCGUGUAACAUUACGUUAGAACGUUUUCUACUCUCAUCAAUAGUCUCGUUAAAACAGUUUGAAAAAAUUGGACUUGUUAACGACAUACGGUCUAGUCUGGUCCAGCUAGAUGUCGUGGUUGUUAUUUGAAAAUUUAUUACAUGUAUUUAUGACAUUUGAUUGGGAAAUCAGGGUUUCGUCUA
Molecule: messenger RNA, 1686 nt
Organism: Cynara cardunculus var. scolymus (artichoke)
Lineage: Eukaryota; Viridiplantae; Streptophyta; Magnoliopsida; Asterales; Asteraceae
Product: two-pore potassium channel 1-like
Exons: 3
Coding region: 424-1512 (362 amino acids)
Biological process (GO): stabilization of membrane potential; potassium ion transmembrane transport
Cellular component (GO): plant-type vacuole membrane
Molecular function (GO): potassium ion leak channel activity
Source: RefSeq, a predicted model, not a curated record